This is a messenger RNA of Cyprinodon variegatus (sheepshead minnow), 2538 nucleotides long. Its product is annotated as extracellular calcium-sensing receptor-like. NCBI's taxonomy places the organism in Eukaryota, Metazoa, Chordata, Actinopteri, Cyprinodontiformes, Cyprinodontidae. Gene Ontology annotation, cellular component: membrane. Gene Ontology annotation, molecular function: G protein-coupled receptor activity. Bases 37 to 2418 code for a protein of 793 amino acids. The transcript has 9 exons. Gene Ontology annotation, biological process: G protein-coupled receptor signaling pathway. The record is from RefSeq and is a predicted model, not a curated record.
UCCUGUAUUUCACAAGGACAGUUUAAUCUGAAUAGUAUGCACAAAGCAGGAGAUGUAAUUCUUGGGGGAUUGUUUUCUACUAAUUUCUACUCAGUCUUCCGUGAUCAAUCUUUUACAUCUGAGCCUCUGGAUCCUACCUGCUAUGGUUUUGACAUUCUAGGAUUUAAACAGGCCCAGACUAUGGCUUAUGCAAUUGAUGAGAUCAACAGAAACUCUAAGUUGUUACCCAAUAUGACUUUGGGAUACGCUCUGUAUGAUACCUGUGGGCAACUUGGAAUUGGAUUUCGUUCGGCAAUGGCAUUAAUAAGUGGUCAAACAAAGCAAAUAAUAUUGUAUGAGAAGUGUAGGGGAAGCCCUACAGUGUUGGGGAUUGUGGGGGAUUCUUCAUCUACACGCUCUAUUGCCAUCUCCAGUGUCUUAGGUUUGUACAGACUACCUAUGGUAAGUUACUUUGCCACGUGUUCCUGUCUAAGUGACCGUCAGAGGUUUCCAUCCUUCUUUAGAACAAUUCCAAGUGAUGCUUUCCAGGUGAAUGCCAUGCUUCAGAUUUUAAAACACUUUGAUUGGACAUGGGUGGGCUUGCUAAUAAGUGAUGAUGAUUAUGGGCUCCAUGCUGCCAGAUCAUUUCAAUCUGCUCUUGGUCUGUCUGGAAAAAGCUGCUUGGCCUACUUAGAGGCGUUGCCAUGGGGCAAUGAGCCCCCAGAGCUGAGAAGGAUAGUGGAUGUGAUUAAGAAAUCAACAGCUCACGUGGUCAUUGUUUUUGCGCAUGAAAGUGUCAUGAUUCAUCUCAUUGAAGAGGUUGUUAGACAAAACCUGACUGGACUUCAGUGGUUGGCAAGUGAAGCCUGGUCUACAGCUGCAGUGCUUCAGACCCCUCGCCUUAUGCCUUAUCUUGGUGGCACAUUGGGCAUCGCUAUUCGUCAAGGAGAGAUACCAGGCCUCAAGGACUUCCUGUUACAAAUAAAGCCUAAUACACAACAAAACAACACCAAUGGAAAUAGCAUUGUAAACCAGUUUUGGGAAUUCACAUUUCAGUGUAGAUUUGAACCACUUCCAACAGGCUGGCUUGAGAACGGGGGGAAAAUUUGCACUGGAGAGGAAGAUUUAAGAGCUGUAGAAACUGAGUUCUUCGACGUUUCUAACCUCCGGCCAGAAUACAAUGUUUACAAAGCUGUGUAUUCAUUGGCAUAUGCCCUUCAUGAUUUGCUGCAGUGUGAGCCAGGAAGUGGGCCUUUUAAAGAUGGUAGCUGUGCCACUUUGGAAACACUUCAACCAUGGCAGCUUUUACAUUAUCUGAAUAAGGUUAAUUUCAACACUUCAUUUGGUGAUCAAGUGUCAUUUGAUGAGAAUGGUGAUGCUCUCCCUAUCUAUGAUGUCAUGAACUGGCAUUGGGUCCCUGAUGGAGGAUGUAAAGUUCAAAAUGUGGGCGAGGUUAAAAUAUCAGAAUUCAAUGGUGAACAACUUUCCCUGAAUGAAGACAAGAUCUUCUGGAAUUUUGAAUCCAAACAGCCACCCCGGUCAGUUUGCAGUGACAACUGUCCUCCAGGUACACGUGUGGUGAGAAAGAAGGGGGAACCUCAGUGCUGUUUUGACUGCAUCCCCUGCUCUGAAGGAAAAGUCAAUAAUCAGACGACAUUUAUCUGUGCUGUUGUUCUAGGGAUCUUCUUCUACCAUCGUGGAACACCUAUAGUACGGGCCAACAAUUCAGAACUCAGUUUUCAAUUAUUGUUGUCACUAAAACUGUGCUUCCUGUGUUCCCUGCUGUUUAUUGGACAACCUAGAUUGUGGACAUGUCAGCUGAGACAUGCAGCAUUUGGGAUUAGCUUUGUACUCUGUGUCUCAUGCAUCCUGGUUAAAACCAUGGUGGUUCUGGCUGUUUUUAAAGCCUCCAAGCCAGGAGGUGGAGCCAGUCUCAAGUGGUUUGGUGUUUCCCAGCAGAGAGGAACAGUUUUUGUUCUGACCUCUGUUCAGGCAGCAAUCUGCACUGCUUGGCUUGUCACCCACUCACCAUCUCCACAUAAAAAUACUCAGUACCACAACGACAAGAUUGUUUAUGAAUGUGUUGUUGGCUCAACUAUUGGUUUUUCAGUGUUACUUGGUUAUAUUGGGUUACUGGCCACCCUCAGUUUUCUGAUAGCAUUUCUGGCAAGGAAUCUUCCUGACAACUUCAAUGAAGCCAAAUUCAUCACUUUCAGCAUGUUAAUUUUUUGUGCAGUGUGGGUGACCUUCAUACCUGCUUAUAUCAGCUCACCAGGUAAGCAUGCAGAUGCAGUAGAGGUGUUUGCAAUCCUUGCCUCUAGUUUUGGCCUUUUGACGGCCCUUUUUGGACCCAAAUGUUACAUAAUUUUGCUGAGACCAGAAAGAAAUACAAAGAAAGCUAUUAUGGGGCGAAGUAACACUGGUACAACUGAAAGCUAAAAAGUGCUGGACAAGUGAACUGCAUAGAAACUCUACACAAAUUUUAUUCCUUUAGAAUUUUAAAACUAUUGACAUAUGUUUGUUAAACUAUCUAAAAUAGAAAAACCUGAACUUCAUCUU